AAAAAAAAAAAAAAAAAGGUUAUAUGAUAAGUCCGAUGCUUAUCUCAACUGACUCGCCUUCCUAUUUCUUCUUGUGACUCGUCCAUAUUUUCGGGAGGAUUUGCUUAUUUGCCUCCCAUUUCGUUUCCAUUCCUCUUUUUCUUUCUUUUACAUUUUGUUUGCAUUUUGUUUUUGGAAACUGGCAGCUCUUGAUGGCCAGCAGUUGACCAAGCAGAUCAAAUCUCUUGCACUGCUUUGUCGACGCGGCUGAUCUCACUCGACCUCUUUGGUCUCCUAUAUCCAUUCGUGUCUUCAACUCCAACUUUUUAUUUCCACAGAGACCUCACACAACCGCCACAAUGGCGCCUCCUCCGCCCGAGCCGAUAUCAUCGUCAUCCUCAGAUCUCACCCUCAUGGACCCCGAGCCCAUGCCCUCAGAAAACACUCCUCUCAUCACCGGCAAAUCCACAGACGAAGCCGAGGAUGGCGCCCACCACAAGCCAAGCAAGCCCUUGCCCAAGAUGCAGGUCUUCCUGCUCUGCUUUGCAAAGGUCAUGGAGCCAAUCGCCUUCUUCGCCAUCUUCCCCUUCAUCGCGGAGAUGGUCGCUAAAAACGGCAACCUCCCCAAGUCAGAUGUGGGCUUCUACAGCGGCCUGAUUGAGUCGCUCUUCUCGGCCACCCAGAUGGUUGUGCUCUACUUUUGGGGUCAUCUAGCAGACACCAUUGGCAGGAAACCCGUCCUAUUGUGGACAUUGGCUGGAAUGACGGUGGCUACCUUCUUUUUUACUGUUUCGACGACGAUCUGGCAGAUGAUCCUGUUCCGAUGCAUCGCCGGUGUCUUUAGCGGUUCAGGCUUGGUGAUUCGAACGAUGCUUUCAGACCACACGACCUCAGAGACGCAGGCCGUGGCGUUUAGCUGGUUUGCGUUUGCCAACAACAUGGGCAUCUUCCUGGGACCGAUCAUUGGCGGUGUGCUGGCAGACCCGGUAGAGCAGUUCCCGAGCGUCUUUAAGGGAAUUCAGCUUCUUGAAGACUAUCCUUAUCUCCUAGCCGGCGUGGCACUUACCGUGAUCAACAUCGUCAGCAUCGUUCUAUGUAUAUUCUAUCUCGAAGAAACUCUGGAGCCUGAACCUACUGAAACUACCUCGUCGACUGCAGGCCCAGUAAUUCGACCACAUCGAUUAUCCACCAGGGAGCUCCUCAAGGCCCCUGGCGUCGCCGUCGUCAUCUGGGUCUACACCCACGUCAUGUUCCUCGCCUUUGCCUUCACCGCCAUCCUCCCCGUGCUGCUCUACACGCCCGUCAAGCUCGGCGGCGUCGGAUUCUCCGCCUUCCACAUCUCCCUCUGGAUGGCCACCCAGGGCGCCGCCCAGGCCGCCUGGCUCGUCAUCGCGUUCCCCUUCCUGCAGCGCCGCAUCGGCACAAAGGGCUCCAUGGCCGCCUGCGUGGUGGCAUACCCCUUCUUCUUCGCCGGCUACGUCGUCAUGAACUUCCUCCUCAGGGCGGACACCGAGUCCGCCAUGGCAGCAUUCUGGGUCGUCGCCCCCAUCGUCGCUGUCGUCGGACCCGGCGUGUCCAUGGCCUUUACGGCAGUCCAGCUCGCCCUCAACGACGUAUCGCCCAAUCCUCACGUCAUGGGCACCCUCAACGCCCUGGCCAUGACCGCCGCUAGUGCCGUCCGAUCCUUUGUACCAGGAGUGUCGACGGUGCUAUUCGCCAUUGGCGUGCACAACCAGAUCCUCUGGGGACAUCUUGUGUGGGCCAUACUUAUUCCUAUUGCCAUGUCGCUCAUGAUCUUUGUUAAAUGGCUUCCAGAGGACAAGCAGUCACACAAGCUUGCCCGGGAGCGGGAGGAAGACGAAGACUAAAUAAAAACGAUGGAAAACAUGUUUUUCUUAUAUAUUAAAAAUGGCUUGAGAGUAAAAGUGGAGGGAAGAACAUAUACGCUGAUGGAGCAUCAGUGCUCUAAAAGACGCACAUUGCAUUUGCAUAGAAAGAUUCAAGAGUCUUUCUCCUUUUUUUUCGUCCAUUUCAUUACACUUGUAUAUAGAAACCGAAUUUUGAAAUCAAUGAAUGAGACUAAAAGCACCUGCUCAC
Messenger RNA from Trichoderma harzianum CBS 226.95, 2076 nucleotides. RefSeq lists its product as hypothetical. Bases 339 to 1847 code for a protein of 502 amino acids. Gene Ontology annotation, molecular function: transmembrane transporter activity. The transcript has a single exon. NCBI's taxonomy places the organism in Eukaryota, Fungi, Ascomycota, Sordariomycetes, Hypocreales, Hypocreaceae. The record is from RefSeq and is a predicted model, not a curated record. Gene Ontology annotation, biological process: transmembrane transport.